Messenger RNA from Pseudophryne corroboree (corroboree frog), 11049 nucleotides. It is a transcript of the gene NBEAL2, whose product is annotated as neurobeachin like 2. The record is from RefSeq and is a predicted model, not a curated record. Gene Ontology annotation, molecular function: protein kinase binding. The coding region runs from base 189 to 8489 and encodes 2766 amino acids. The transcript is spliced from 55 exons. NCBI's taxonomy places the organism in Eukaryota, Metazoa, Chordata, Amphibia, Anura, Myobatrachidae. Gene Ontology annotation, cellular component: membrane; cytosol. Gene Ontology annotation, biological process: intracellular protein localization.
GAGUGGGCGUGGAGCAGGCAGUACAGUGCUGCCGCCGCUGCCGGGUGUCUGAGCCGCCGGCGCCGCGCACCUCAGUCCUCCCCCGGGACCGGCCGCAGCAGCAGCAGCAGCAGCACCUCCCCGCCAUGGGGGAUCCCGGGCCGUGACACGGAACCAGAGCCCAGCGCAGCAGCAGCAAGAGGAGGAGGAUGGCGGCUUCCAAGGAGCGGCUGUACGAGCUGUGGCUGCUGUACUUCACCAAGAAAGAUCUGAAUUACUUGCAGCAGUGGCUGGAAGCUUUCGUCACCAACUUUGAAAAGAUAAUUACGGUGCAGACCCUGGAGCCUAGAAGGCCAGAAGACAAUGCCUCGGAGAUCCCAGUCUUACCCCGAGACGUCCUACAAGUCCUGAGCCAGCAGUUGGGAGACUGUGCCGCAGAUAUAAAGGCCAAUGUGAGCUUGAACCAGGCUCUCCGUCUCCUCAAAUUCUUCAUCAUCAUCAGCAGGAACUUGGAGAAUGUGGAGAAGGAGCGGACCCCGGUGUUUGUGUGUGAGGUGAUCCAUCUCCUGACUGCGUCUGCCAGUGAGCUGAAGAGGCAGACUACUGAGGAUCAGAGACCGUCUCUGACAGAGGAGGUGAUUAUCUACGCUCUGCACCUGUGCGAGUGUCUCUUUGACCCCUACCAGACAUGGAGGAGACAGCUUGGAGGGGAAAUUGUCAGCGCAAAAGAAAAGAGUAAAUACAAGUUUUCCCCGGCGGCGCUUCCUCCGGAGUUCUGCACUUUUUUUCACGAUGUUUUCCACAAUGGGGACGAUCUCCCCGAGACAGUCAGACUGCGGCUUGUCCAUCUGUAUGGGGCCAUUAUUACUGGCUCGAAGAGCAAUGCGCUGGUCCUCAUCACUCAGACCUCCGUGGAUGUCCUUAUGUUGGUCUUACAGAGCUGGUAUGUCCGCCAGGAUGCCAGGGACCCUCGGGUACUGCAGCUGGCACUGGAAUGUCUCAUUGGCAUGAUUCACAUUUUGCAUGGCAGCAACCCCAGGCAGCGGAGAGUGGAGAUCAGAUACAUCCUGGACAGUUAUUUCAAGGUCCUCAACUGCGACCGACCCCUGUGUUCUGUGGAGGGGCCACACUGGGAGGAAGGACUCCUGUCCCUGCGUAUCGGCAUGCUGCGCGCCAUCCCGGAGAUGCUGAGAUGCAGCGACCGGCCCGUCCUACAAGCCGUGUUCCUCAGCAAUAACUGCUUUGAGCACAUCAUCCGGCUCAUUCAGAACAGCAAGCUGUAUUUGAGCAGCGGUCUCCGGCCAGAGGAGAGUGGGAAUGAUCUGACCACUAAGUUACUGACUGAGCAUGAUAUCAUGAAGGUGUUGGACAGCGAUUCGGAUGCCAUCACCGUCAAUGCUAUUGGUGUCUUGACUUCAAUCAUGAGGAAUUCUCCAUCAGCCAAGGAGGUAUUUAAAGAGCGAAUCGGCUACGCGCAUCUCUACGAGGUUCUGAAGAGUCGCUGUCAGCCGACCAAACGUCUUCUCCAGCAGCUUCUCAACAUGGCCAUGGAAGGUGCUCACACCUCAGACUCUAUUGUUUGUAUACAAAACGAGCAGCCGCUGCUAAUCCUGGUUCAGUGGAUCCCGGAACUGUCUCCGAGAGAUCUCCAGAUCUUGGUGUCCGAGUGGCUGAAUGACAUCUGCGACUCCUCGCUGCGUAACUGCAUGACUUGUGUCCAGGCCGGGAUGGUCGGCCAUAUCCUCACGGCUCUCCGCAGCGAGAAGGAGUUAGACGGGAAAUGCGCGGACAACCUCGUUCAUCUCCUGCAGGUGCUGGGCCGUCUCUCUAUCAGGCCCAGUGAGCUCCGCCACCUUCUCAUGCUGCUCAGGACUGAGGGACACUGCUGCCACCGCUAUGCGGCCCAGGUCAUCCGGGCCCUCUCUUCCAUGGCCAGACAGGAUGGGCCAGAGAGGGCGCUGCAGUAUUUUGACUUGACCCCCGGUAUGUCUGGUAUCAUGGUCCCAGCCAUGCAGAAAUGGCCGGGCACUGGCUUUGCCUUCCAUGCCUGGGUCUGUCUAAUCGAUGAUGUCAGAGAGCAGUCGCUGACGGGAAAGAGGCGCAAGCAGCUAUACAGUUUCUUCUCAGCCAGCGGGACGGGGUUCGAGGCUUUCUUCACCAUGGACGGUAUGCUGGUUGUGGCUGUCUGCACGAAGAAAGACUACAUGACCGUGGCACUGCCCGAGCUGCACUUCAAUGACUCCAUGUGGCACUGCGUGGACAUCGUGCACGUGGCUGGGCGCCGUCCUUUUGGGCAGAACAUGGUGAAUAUUUAUGCUGACGGGCUGCUGAGGAAGGUGUCGCAGCUCCGCUUUCCGUCACUCAAUGAGUCUUUCACCUCUUGCUGUAUCGGGUCAGCCGGUCACCGCACAACCACCACUGUCUCCACCUCUCCAUCCCAUACCCCGGACCUCACCUUUGCAUCCCACUCAGCGCUCAGCCGCUCCCAGUCCUUCCCAGCCACCUCCGUUGGGCAAGGGUGGGGGCUGGGCGGCGGUGCGCAGAACCCGCGGGAGGGCCUUGUGUCUACCAUUGUGGCGGGAACCCAGGACACAGAGUGGGGGACACCUACGUCAUUAGAAGGUCACCUUGGCACCGUGUCCAUCUUUCAUGACACCAUUCAACCAGCUCACGUGAAGGCCCUCUAUGAAGCUGGACCGAACUAUGUGUCUCCAUUUACACCAGAGAGUGAGUUUUCUGAGCUUGGGGCCAAACUUCGUCUUUUCUACACUCCACAGGCUUGCAGGAAUAACAUCUGCUUGGAUCUUUCUGCCCGCCAUGAAUUUGAUGGGAGGCUGACGGGACACAGAGUCGUCACAUGGAACGUGAAGGACGUGGUGAAUUGUGUCGGAGGAAUGGGGGUGCUGCUUCCCCUCCUCAGCCAGGUAGCGUCACAGACCCAAGAAGCACCUGACACUCCAGAGACGCACGACCUGGUGGGCCCUGAACUGACGUCCUCCCGGAAUGCCCAGUCCAUGCAGCUUCCUCUGGGGAAGUCUUCUGAGAGCAGAAUAGAGAGGAACGGAGUGGCCGCGUUCCUGCUCAUGGUGAAGAACUUUAUACGAAAUCAUCCAGCCAACCAGGAGAGCUUACUGCAGUGUUGUGGCCCCGCUAUCAUUGGCGCCCUCCUGCAAAAGGUGUCUCCUCUCACACUGGACAUGAAUGUGCUGAUGGCCUCUCAGAUGCUGAUGGACCAGAUCUCAUCACAAGGUCACAACUUGCUGCUACACUACCUCUAUCAGCAUCUGCUCUUUGACUUCCGAAUCUGGAGCAAUAGUGACUUUGCCGUCCGGCUUGGUCACAUCCAGUACCUCUCUUCCAUCAUGAAGGACCACAAGCAGAGAGUACGGAGGAAAUAUGGGGUGCAGUACAUCCUGGACUCUGUCAGGAGGCAUUAUGGGAUGCAGAAGGAGGAUCAGAUCACUGUGGACAAUGUGAAGACUGUCCAGAUGUCUCUGUUCACUCUGAUAAAGGAUUUCCUCUCUAAGAACCUCUGUCCUGAGGAUCUGCACAGCGUGCUGAACUACACGGCGACCGUGAACGAUGAGGCACAGGUGUGUGGCAUCCUGGACGUCCUCCACAGUCUCUUGAAGGCAAACAUCAGCAACGAUUAUCUCUUCAUGUUCCUGCUUGACCAAGGCAACGUUGAGGUCUUCUACUUCCUCCUUGCCCAGAAGAAGUUCUCCGAUCAGAUGAGGGAGAAAUUGUUCAAGAUUAUCUACAAGUUGAUCAAGUAUGAAAAAGUCAACGAGCGGCUCAAAAGUCGCCUGAAGCUGAGGGACAUUGGAUAUCAGGGUCUGAUCUCCUUCCUAAGUGACGUUCCGGUGUCCAUGCUGCUCAUCCGAUGUCUCUCGGAACAGGUUCUGGGCUCGGAUUUAUCACCUAAUUAUAAAGACCUUCUAGCUGUGGUUUACCUGUCGCACAGGGCGGAGCUUUCGGUGAAGCUGGAUGUUUGCCGCAAGCUCUUCCACUUGAUCUAUUCACAACAAGACAUCGUGCGACAUCUGGCUAAGCAGACGGGCUGGCAGGACAUUCUGACCAAACUCUACAUCAAAGAAUCCUACGAGUCCAGGCCUCGGAGCUUGAGCAGCCCAAUGUAUGCUGGCGGAACCGUGAAUCCACUAAAGCGGAUGGGCAGCAGUAAGGAUUCAGAGUCUGGCCCCCCUGGCAUGAAAGAGAAUCCUGCGUCCUCUCCCGUGUUUCCCAUGAGCUUUGAGGCGUCUGACCUGGACUUCUCAGAAUGUUUCUCCGAUCACUCCAUUUCUCCAGCAGCCAAGGAGAAGCCUUUUCAUACCUAUAACUUCAAAUCCUUUGACUCCGCGGACCAAACUAGUUUCUCCUCCAAUAUCCUGGACCCCCCUGGAUCGGUAGAAACAAACUCCUCUGAUGGACCCCCAUAUGUGAAUGUCUACCAGCCGCUCUCGCCUUUCUCUAUGUCCCCCUUCGAUCUACGGCUUGACCUAGGUAGCGCCAGUUCUGCGACCACUUUUGAGAGCGGAAAUGAGACGCCGAUCAGUCAGCCGGGCACCCCUUCGCCGCUGGAGACCUUUAAGCCUUUCCCCGGCAUGCGGGCACGAAAGAGUUCCAGCCUGUCCAAUGUUUUGGAUGAGACCAGCUAUCAGGACACGUUGCCCAGUGACACCAUCUCAAACACCAGCAAUCCACAGCAGACACCGGAAGAGGAGCUGUGCAAUCUUCUUACGAAUAUCAUCUUCUCCGUCACGUGGCGGGGAGUGGAGGGUCAGGAGGACGCCGCGUGGAAAGAGCGUGGCCAGGUGUUCUCUGUCCUCACCAAGCUUGGCACUGCCUGCGAAUUAGUCAGACCCCCUGAUGAAAUAAAAAGGAGCCUUCUGGAGAUGAUGCUGGAAUCAGCAUUAACGGAUAUUAAAGAGUCCCCAUCGUCCACGUUACCCGGCCCCAUUCAGAACGUGCUGAAGCUGCUGCGGCUCCUCCAGGAUUUCCUCUUCUCUGAGGGCAUCAGUAAUGAGACUCUCUGGAGUGAGAAGAUCUUUGAAGGGGUCAGUAACCUGCUGGAUAAAUUGGGCGUUUGGCAUUACUUAGUAAACGGAACAUCGGACCUGAAGGAGAUGGCUCAGAUCGGCCUGCGGAUCAUCAUGGGAUUUAUCAAGUUAGAUGACCAGCAGAUGCACUCCUCAGCCUACGUCAAACUUCACAACCUUCUCCAGAGUACCAGCACUUUGAAGAAAGAAGAGGCCUGUUUCUUACUCGGGAAUCUUCAAGUGUCUCUGCUGAGUUCCAUCAGUGCCAAAACCGAGACCUUUUCCUGUCUAGUGCCCAUUAUCCGGACCCUCAUGGACCAGUGCUUUGAGUCCCUGCAGCUGCAGCAACAUCUGCCCUCUCUCCCCCCAACUAAUGGGAGCCCCACCUUCUAUGAAGACUUCCAGCAGUUCUGCUCCACGGAGGAGUGGACGCAUUUCAUAGACAAGCAGGUGAGGCCGACAAUGGACCAGUUUGAAAAGGAUACUUUUGCGAGGAGCCACGACCAGAUGUCGUCCUUCUGGAACUCCUGCUACGAUGCCCUAAUGAGCAGCUCGUUCAGAAGGGAGGCCGAGAAGGAGGAGAGCAGGAGCAGGUUUCAGGAGCUGGUUCUGGAGCCCACGCUGAAGAGGAUCCGGAGCGAGAACUUGCGCUACAACAAUAUCCUGAAGCAGAUACACAGCCACCACAACGCUGUCCUCAGGCAGUGGCGGUCCCUGCUGCGGCUGCUGACCUGCCCCCGGGGCGCCUGGGCUGACCAGACCCCUGUGUCAGUGAGGUGGAAGCUGUCCUGCGCUGAGACGUACUCCAGGAUGAGGCUGAAGCUGGUGCCUAAUUACGCUUUUGAUGCGCACAGUGACGCCAGCGCCCUCCGUGACAACCUGGGCACCGAUCACCGCCAGACGCUCGCCGACUCUCUACCGCUGGCUGUGGCGAAGGAAGCCAUCGUGAAUGAGCUGGAGGAUGACCAGCUGGACGAUGAGGAUCUGCAGAACAUCUCUCAUAUGGAGAUCAUAGAGCAGAACCAGAGGGAGAAGCUGGUCAUCUCGGAGGACUGCGAGCUGAUCACCAUCGUGGCCGUCAUCCCUGGCCGGCUGGAAGUGACCACACAACACAUUUACUUCUAUGACUUCAGCAGCGAGAAGGAGGAGACAGAGGAUGGUAUUGGCUACGACUUUAAGCGUCCGCUGUAUCAGCUCCUCGCUGUGCAUCUUCGCCGCUAUAAUCUCCGGAGGUCCGCUCUGGAAUUCUUCUUCAUUGACCAGGCAAAUUACUUCGUCAAUUUUAAGAAAAAGGUUAGGAAUAAUGUGUACUCCCGAAUACUGGGCUUACACCCACCCAACCAGCUUCAGUUCGGCAAUCAUUCUCCCCAGAAGCUACUGGAGGCCUCAAAUCUAACACAGCUAUGGGUGUGGAGAGAGAUUUCUAACUUCGAGUACCUUAUGCAGCUGAAUACGAUCGCUGGACGGACAUAUAACGACCUGUCACAGUAUCCGGUGUUUCCGUGGAUCCUACGGGAUUAUGUCUCCGAAACGCUGGACCUGACAAACCCCGAGGUGUUCCGGGACCUCUCCAAACCCAUUGGGGUGGUGAACGAGCGCCACGCACGGGAAGUGAAGGAGAAGUACGACAGCUUUGAAGACCCCACAGGGACGGUGGAAAAGUUCCAUUACGGGACUCACUACUCUAAUGCGGCCGGAGUGAUGCAUUACAUGAUCCGCGUGGAGCCGUUCACCACGUUACACAUCCAGCUGCAGAGCGGCAGGUUUGAUUGCUCGGACCGGCAGUUCCACUCCAUCCCGGCUGCCUGGCAGGCCCGCAUGGAGAACCCUGUGGAUGUGAAGGAGUUAAUACCGGAGUUUUUCUAUUUCCCGGAAUUCCUGGAGAACGGCAAUGGGUUCGAUCUUGGCUGUCUCCAGAUGACCAAUGGGAAAGUGGAUAAUGUUGUCUUACCAAGAUGGGCUUCGUCGCCGGAGGAUUUCAUCUACAAGCAUCGAAAGGCGCUGGAAUCGGAGUACGUCUCGGCCCAUCUUCACAAGUGGAUAGACCUGAUCUUCGGGUACAAGCAGAGAGGUGAAGCUGCCGUGGAAGCCCUGAACGUGUUUUAUUAUUGCACUUAUGAAGGCGUGGUCGAUCUGGACGCGGUCGCUGAUGAGACGGAGAGGAAGGCGCUGGAAGGGAUUAUCAGUAACUUUGGGCAGACACCCUGCCAGCUUCUCAAGGAACCUCACCCGGCACGUCUGUCAGCGGAGCACGCGGCCAGGAGACUCGCCCGGAUGGACACUUACUCCCCCAAUCUGUUUGAGAAGUUAUCAGAGCUGAAACCGUUCUUUGUGGAGGGAUUGGUGGAGGGGGUUCCUCUGGUACAGGCCAUCGUGCCCAAACAACAGGCCCAUACCUUCAUGACGCAGGGGUCUCCGGACAUUCUGGUCACAGUUAGUGCAGAUGGUCUCUUGGGAACGCAUGGCUGGCUGCCCUACGACAGGAACUUGUCCAACUACUUCAGCUUCACCAAAGACCCCACAAUCUCCAAUGCCACGACCAAGCGCUUCCUGUGUGGCCCCUUUGCCCUCGGGGCUGAGCUCUCUUCUAGGACUCUGUGCGUGUCUCACGAUGCAAAGUUACUGUUCAGUGGAGGCCACUGGGACAACAGCCUGCAGGUCACCUCACUGAGCAAGGGGAAGGUCGUCUGCCACAUCAGCAGGCACAUUGAUGUGGUGACGUGCCUGGCCCUGGACCUGUGUGGAAUAUACCUCAUUUCUGGCUCUCGUGACACCACGUGUAUGGUGUGGGAGGUUCUACAGCAGGGCGGCUUCUCCUGUGGAUUGUCUCCCAAACCCGUGCAGGUGUUGUACGGUCACAAUGAUGAGGUCACCUGUGUGGCAAUAAGCACUGAGCUGGACAUGGCAGUAUCUGGUUCUAAGGACGGGACGGUCAUCGUGCACACCAUCCGCCUGGGGCAGUUUAUGCGGUGCAUUAAGCCCACCUGUGACAGCUCCCUGCCGCUGACCAUCUCCCACCUGGUUGUCGGCCUGGAGGGGCAGAUCGUCUUCCAGAGCACCAUUGAGGGCCGGAGCUCUCUGAAGGAUAAGUUUGCUCUGCACCUGUACUCGGUGAACGGGAAGUGCCUGUCCUCCGUAUCGCUGGAUGAGCAGAUCUCCGCGCUCUGCAUCACCCAGCAGUUUGUGGUCCUUGGUACAGCGCAGUGUUCUCUGCAGAUCCGGGACCUCCGCAGCCUCAGCCUGGCCGUCAGUCCUCUGCCCAUGAAGGUUCCUGUCCAUUGUGUUUCUGUGACCAAAGAAAACAGCCACAUCCUGGUGGGCCUGGACGAUGGGAAGCUGAUCGUGGUGGGAGCUGGACAACCUCUAGAGGUGAAAUCAGGACAGUUCACAAGGAGACUUUGGGGUUCUACGCGGCGGAUAUCACAAGUGUCUUCUGGAGAAACAGAGUACAGGCCAACCGAGUCUCACUAAAGGGUGAAGUUUGGAUGGUGAUAGGACCACAAGUGCCUGCUGGGAACUCAGUCUCUAAUGGUCUCGUGGAAAGUGGUUGAAGAACCCAGUUGUUGGUCUUUGAUGAUUGGCACAUGGACCCGCCAACCCCCUAGGGUGGUCAAUGGGCUGUGGACUAUUGGGGCUCAAAACUUUCUGUAAGCAAUAAUUGUGGGGGGGUGAUCUAAGGGGACCAGAUCAAUAUAUGAAUGUGACAGACGCACCUUUUUUUCUUGAAAAACGUCAUUCACAGCGCAGACUUGUCGCCCUAGUGGAGAAGAGACAUUUGCUCCUUUCUGCCGGGUCCUGCAAAGUGGGUGACUGCAGUACUAGGAGAACUGGAAGGGUCAGGCUUCACCACCGCGGUUCCACCAACAGUUCUUCUACCUGUUAUGAGAAGGACAAUCGUUGGAGCUGUGGACCUAUGGACCGGCCAGUUUUAAAUAUUCCCUUUUUCUGCUUUUUAUUGACUUUUGUAGUUGAACACUGUAAGAUACGUCACUGGAUGUACUUUAUAUCAGCGGCUCCUUUACUUGCACUUCUUCCAAUUGCUCCGCAGAUAUGCGCAAUGUGAUUAUAGCGUUACUUUUCCCGUACAGUGCCGGUCACUGUCAUUCCGUCUCUUCCUGCCGAGCUCAGGCCAAUUCCCGCGCACUAAGGAGCUUUGUACAAUGGGCGCUGUUACCGAUGUUUUCUAUCGAUGCCUUUGUGUAGUUACUGAGAAUGAUUGAUUAGACGUCUUCAGAGAAACCAUUGCUGAUAUUUUUUAUGGUGGACACUGUGGAAUAAUUGUGUUAUUUGGGUUGUAAGGGAAGGGAGGGCGGCGCCAUGUGCUGCAGAGAACUGGGUGAUACUGUAUAGGGGUGGGGGUUCUAUAGGACUGUUUACGUCUCUUGCAUUGUUAGAGUUAGGGGGGACAGAUGUUAUGCAUUACUUAUUUGAGACCACUUUGGGGUAGAGAGAUUUAUUUGGGCACCCUCUGUCCACCAGGUUGUGGCUUCGAGGUUACCACCUUCGCCUUCUGCCCGUAUUAUUGAGGAUUCGUGAUCAGAGCUCCUGUUCCCCCAUGUGCACUAUAUAUUUGGGAUACUUGUUAUAUACCUAUUAUGUGAUGUUCCGACACCGCUCAUCCAUGCUGCUUAUUUGUACGCGCAGACAGAUCAGAUGACCAGUAAGGUAUUGAUCCUGUGUUUUUAUGGAAAUGUUUUGUAUAUAAAGCUGAUUUUUUUUUUUUACAUUCCAUUUUACCAAAUGACCCUCAUCUGUUUCCCCACAUUCCCGCGUUCCAGGCCGCUGGGGUCUCCAUCAUUGAAUUCCAUAUCCCUGCCCGCUAUGACCGAUCGCGGAUGUAUUUGUUGUCCUGUUUUCCUGCGGUAGCUGGACGUGACACCAUUCAUCAAAUCAGGGGACUGGCCGACGUUGUGCGAAAGAAACUAUUGUUGACAGAAAUCACAGAUAAUUCUGUAAAGUUAAACCCUAAACCACUGAAGCAAAAAGGGGGGGAGUUAUUUUACAAAAUGCAGUAUUGCAGUAAGACCGUUCACGUGUUGGAUAGUUCUUUGUGUUUAUCAUGAUUUGAUAUGUUAUUGAAAGGUGUCCUGCAAAGUCCUGCAGUUUGUGUCCUGCAUUGGCUGUGACUUAUCCCAACUUGCUGGAAUAUAAUGUGGAUCAGAUGUCAUUAGGAAUUGCUAUGUUCGGGUAUCGAGCCUAGAAAUACGGGUGGUUUUGUGGUUGCUCCCCAAGCCAUGGUCUGCAGUCGUGCCAUACAGCAAGCAGGCAGUGUACGCUUACGGAGGUGCGCUGCAGGGUGCCACGCACAGCUUAUUAAUAAGCCUGAUAAAGGGCGAUGGUUUUUCCUCUGUAUGGGCACAAGAAUGUAUUUUAUCCUCCGUGGCUCUUUACUAUAAAUGUAGUAUAAGGUGAGUGCUACUAGGCAGAUUUAUUAUGAUGAGUGAUUGUGCUUAUACUACUGAAUGGUGAGCCUUAGUCCACACACUGCGCGGUCACGGGUCAUCUGCGCUGUUACAGACCGCUGUCCUCCAGGGAGUAUGAUCGGACACUAGCGGCUGAUAAGUGUCCAAGCUGAAUGUGAGGUCACGGCUGUGAGCGGACGCAAUAAGGAACCCUGCCCCUGCGGUUCUACAUGCAGUGUUACAUUUCCUCUGUAUGAAGACGUUCUGGGACAUUGGGGGUUAUCCAGGGAAUAACCUGCAUUACAUUAAAUGAUUUAUAGCCUUUGUAUUUUAUUUCUAAUCAAUCCAAUGUGAUAUGUAAUCUGUAGCCAAGGCCGGGAUCGCAGGGAUUCUGCUCCAGGUACCUCUGCCCUUUCACCUUCCCUCUUACCCUCGGACGUGGCCUCUGCCCUUUCACCUUCCCUCUUACCCUCGGACGUGGCACUUUCCUCCACAGAUCAAGCACAAUUAUUAAUACCUAAAAAUCUUGCCUUAAAUUUGCAGCUGUUGGCUUUGUACGCUGACGCUGCCUUUCUGUAACGUGAUGACGAUGAUCAAUGUGUUUUAAAAAAAAGACUUUUCUACUGAAA